Messenger RNA from Vigna unguiculata (cowpea), 3599 nucleotides. It is a transcript of the gene ECA3, whose product is annotated as endoplasmic reticulum-type calcium-transporting ATPase 3. Gene Ontology annotation, molecular function: P-type calcium transporter activity; ATP binding; ATP hydrolysis activity. Lineage: Eukaryota; Viridiplantae; Streptophyta; Magnoliopsida; Fabales; Fabaceae. Gene Ontology annotation, cellular component: membrane. Gene Ontology annotation, biological process: calcium ion transport. The record is from RefSeq and is a predicted model, not a curated record.
AUUAGGAUCAUCUCGACUCGAGCCAGGUUGCCGAAAACAGACUAGAGUAUCAGUAUUAGUUAUACGGGAGCACUCCGAGUCACUGUGACUCAGUGUGUGCCAUGACAUGAAACUCACGUGCUCCCUUUCACUUUCUCUCUAAAUCUUCAAGUAAAAGUCUAACGCAAACCUGAGCCUCGAAGCUCUCGUUUCCGAUCCAAUUCUUCGUUCCUCAAUGGAGGACGCGUUUGCCAGAUCUAUUCCCGAGGUCCUCGAUUUCUUCGGAGUGAACCCGACUAAGGGUUUAUCUGAUGCUGAGGUAGUACAACAUGCUAGACUUUAUGGGAAUAACGUGCUGCCUGAAGAUCAAAGAGCUCCUUUUUGGAAAUUGGUUUUGAAGCAAUUUGAUGAUUUGCUUGUAAAGAUACUAAUUGCAGCAGCUCUUAUAUCUUUUAUUCUGGCUUUAGUUAAUGGAGAAACAGGCUUGAUGGCAUUUCUGGAGCCUUCCGUUAUUCUGAUGAUAUUGGCAGCAAAUGCAGCAGUUGGAGUGAUUACAGAAUCAAACGCUGAAAAAGCUCUAGAGGAGCUGCGUGCCUAUCAAGCUGAUGUGGCAACUGUCUUGCGCAAUGGUUGUUUUUCCAUACUUCCUGCAACCGAACUUGUUCCUGGGGAUAUUGUGGAGGUUUCUGUGGGCUGCAAAAUUCCUGCUGAUAUGAGGAUGAUUGAGAUGCUAAGUAAUCAAGUGCGUGUUGAUCAAGCUAUUCUUACAGGUGAGAGCAGCUCCGUGGAGAAAGAGCUGAAAAUAACCACAACUUCAAAUGCUGUAUACCAAGACAAAACAAAUAUUCUGUUCUCGGGUACGGUUGUAGUUGCUGGUAGGGCGAGAGCUGUUGUGGUGGGAGUUGGUCCUAAUACGGCCAUGGGCAGCAUACGAGAUUCAAUGUUGCGAACAGAGGAUGAGGCAACACCAUUGAAAAAGAAGCUGGACGAGUUUGGGACCUUUUUGGCCAAGGUUAUAGCAGGGAUUUGUGUUUUGGUGUGGAUUGUAAAUAUUGGUCACUUCCGUGACCCUUCUCACGGUGGUUUCUUGAGUGGUGCAAUUCAUUAUUUUAAGAUUGCAGUUGCUCUGGCAGUUGCAGCAAUUCCAGAAGGGCUGCCUGCAGUUGUGACAACGUGUUUGGCUCUUGGGACAAAGCGUAUGGCUAGGUUGAAUGCCAUUGUUCGCUCCUUGCCAUCGGUCGAGACAUUGGGUUGCACAACUGUUAUUUGCAGUGACAAAACUGGGACGCUAACUACUAACAUAAUGUCAGUUGCGAAGGUUCAGGAUGAUACAAAAUUGUUAUUCACGUUGCUUUCCAAUGUAUGUGUUGUUGAAUCUGCAAAUCGUGGCCCUGUUGUUUCUGAAUACAGUGUCAGUGGAACAACAUAUGCACCUGAAGGAAUAAUAUUUGACAGUACAGGGAUGCAGCUUGACUUUCCUGCUGAAUUGCCUUGUCUUCUUCACAUGGCAAUGUGUUCUGCUCUUUGCAAUGAAUCAACCCUGCAGUAUAAUCCUGAUAAAGGGAAUUAUGAAAAAAUUGGUGAGUCAACUGAAGUGGCACUACGUGUCUUGGCAGAAAAGGUUGGUCUCCCUGGUUUCAAUUCCAUGCCAUCAGCCUUGAAUAUGUUGACUAAGCAUGAACGUGCUUCUUACUGUAACCAUUAUUGGGAGGAACAAUUUAGAAAGAUACAUGUUUUGGAGUUUUCUCGAGAUCGGAAAAUGAUGAGUGUGCUUUGCAGCCGGAACCAGAUGCAUAUUUUGUUCUCAAAAGGUGCCCCAGAAAGUAUAAUAUCUAGAUGUUCAACCAUUCUGUGCAACAGUGAUGGUUCUAUUGUGCCACUUACUGCUGAUAUUCGAGCAGAGCUCGACUCAAGAUUCAACAGUUUUGCAGGAAAAGAAACAUUAAGAUGCCUUGCUUUGGCCCUGAAAUGGAUGCCCUCAAUUCAACAGUCAUUGUCCUUUGAUGAUGAGAAGGAUCUUACAUUUAUUGGGUUGGUUGGGAUGCUGGAUCCUCCACGAGAUGAAGUAAGAAAUGCAAUGCUUUCGUGUAUGACUGCUGGCAUCCGUGUUAUUGUCGUCACUGGGGAUAACAAGUCCACUGCUGAGUCACUUUGCCGCAAGAUAGGUGCUUUUGACCAAUUGAUAGAUUUUUCUGAACAUUCUUACACUGCUUCUGAGUUUGAAGAACUUCCACCACUGCAGCAAACUAUAGCAUUGCAACGUAUGGCACUUUUUACUAGGGUUGAGCCUUCUCAUAAAAGGAUCCUGGUAGAAGCAUUGCAGCACCAGAAUGAAGUGGUUGCAAUGACGGGUGAUGGAGUUAAUGAUGCACCAGCACUAAAGAAGGCGGAUAUAGGAAUUGCUAUGGGUUCAGGAACAGCUGUUGCCAAGAGUGCUUCAGACAUGGUGCUCGCUGAUGACAACUUUGCCUCUAUUGUUGCGGCUGUGGCAGAGGGAAGGGCUAUAUACAAUAAUACAAAACAGUUUAUUCGAUACAUGAUUUCUUCCAAUAUUGGCGAAGUAGUUUGUAUAUUUGUGGCUGCAGUGCUUGGAAUACCGGAUACCCUUGCCCCUGUCCAAUUGCUUUGGGUCAAUUUGGUUACUGACGGAUUACCUGCCACUGCUAUUGGCUUCAAUAAACAAGACUCUGAUGUGAUGAGGGCUAAGCCUCGAAAGGUGAAUGAAGCCGUUGUUUCUGGUUGGCUCUUCUUUCGCUAUUUGGUAAUAGGAGCUUAUGUUGGCCUUGCUACUGUUGCUGGUUUUAUUUGGUGGUUUGUUUAUUCUGAUGGUGGCCCUAAACUUCCAUACACAGAAUUGAUGAAUUUUGAUACCUGCCCAACCAGGGAGACAACUUAUCCAUGCAGUAUAUUUGAUGAUCGACAUCCGUCUACUGUAUCAAUGACUGUGCUUGUCGUUGUUGAGAUGUUCAAUGCUUUGAACAAUCUCAGUGAAAAUCAAUCUCUUCUGGUUAUCCCUCCAUGGAGUAACAUGUGGCUUGUUGCUUCUAUAAUCAUAACUAUGCUUCUUCACAUACUAAUCUUAUAUGUUCACCCACUAUCGAUUCUUUUCUCUGUAACACCCUUAUCUUGGGCUGACUGGACAGUUGUCCUCUAUCUUUCGUUACCUGUUAUAGUCAUUGAUGAGGUGUUGAAGUUCUUCUCCAGAAAUCCCGUCGGUUUUAGAUUCAGAUUAUGGUUCAGGAGGUCUGAUUUACUUCCAAAAAAAGAUUUACAUGAAAAGUAAGAUGUGGAGUAACAUUUACCACUUUUGGAAUCAUAGAGCUUCAAUGGUAUCCUUGAUUGAAUCUAAAUCAUCAAUCUCCAUUUGCGUGGCAAUCCAGGAGUUAAACAAGGUACUAAAGAUAUUGUAUAAUACUUGUGUUAUCUGUAAUAUUUAUGUCCGUAAAAUUUCAGUGAUGUAAAACAGCAAAUGUAGGAGCCUGUAGAGUUGGUUAUCUUCAAUUAUUCAUUUUUCUUCACAUUCUGUAUUUAAUCAAUUUUGGUAGCAUAAAUACCUAAAAGGCACUCAUUAUCCCUUCUGACAAAGAUGUACAUUGUCAGUUGUGUAUCGUUAAAAGAAC